Gavia stellata (red-throated loon) is the source of this 657-nucleotide messenger RNA. RefSeq names its product glial cell derived neurotrophic factor (gene GDNF). Gene Ontology annotation, molecular function: glial cell-derived neurotrophic factor receptor binding; growth factor activity; receptor tyrosine kinase binding. Bases 1 to 657 code for a protein of 218 amino acids. The record is from RefSeq and is a predicted model, not a curated record. Gene Ontology annotation, biological process: peripheral nervous system development; negative regulation of neuron apoptotic process; positive regulation of branching involved in ureteric bud morphogenesis. The transcript is spliced from 2 exons. Lineage: Eukaryota; Metazoa; Chordata; Aves; Gaviiformes; Gaviidae.
AUGAAGUUAUGGGAUGUUGUAGCUGUCUGCGUGGUGCUGCUCAACACGGUCUCCACCUCGCCCCUGCCCACCGGUAAGACGCCUCCCAAGGGGCCCCCUUCAGUGGUAGAGGGGCCUGAAGAUGAUCUCUCCCCCAUCAGCCUGCUGCCUCCCUAUGCUGUGCACAGUGACUCUAAUAUGCCAGAGGAUUAUCCAGAUCAGUUUGAUGAGGUAGUGGACUUUAUUCAAGCCACCAUUAAAAGACUGAGGAGGUCGACGGAUAAGCAGACUCCGAUUUUUUCUAGGCGGGAGAGAAACCGGCAAAACACAGCCACGAACAUAGAGAAUUCCAGCAAAAAAGGAAGGAGGAAUCAAAAGGGCAAAAAUCGAGGAUGUGUCUUAACAGAGAUACAUUUAAACGUGACUGACUUGGAUUUGGGAUACGAAACCAAAGAAGAGCUCAUUUUCCGGUAUUGCAGUGGAUCUUGUGAUGCAGCUGAGACCACCUAUGACAAAAUUUUAAAAAACUUAACCAGAAAGAAAAAACUAGUCACUGACAAAGUGAGGCAAGCUUGUUGCAGACCCACAGCCUUUGAUGAUGACCUGUCCUUUUUGGACGAUAACCUGGUUUACCACAUACUGAAAAAACAUUCCGCAAAAAGGUGUGGCUGCGUCUGA